CCUCAAAUGGCAGCCGAAAUGGCUGCUUUGAUUUGUGCACAAAACGUUGUUUUUCCUCACGGAGAAUGCAAAGAAGGACCAUUUCACGUUAUUGUGAAUGGAGGUUUUAUUGAAGCUAUUGAUAAAUGCACAGGAAAAUGCAAUGAACACUUGACUUGUGAGUUUCUUACUCCUGGUUUUAUUGAUAUUCACAACCAUGGAAUGGGUGAGUGACUUUACAUGUAAUAAUUACAAUUAUUGUUAAUUGACAAUGAAUCAGCAAAGUUACUCUUAAUUCUAGCGUCAUUUUAUACGGUUCCAGUUUUGAUCCAUGAGGUCACUUAAUGAGGUUUACCUUUCCACUUUUAUUUAUGACAAAUUUUGGUCUUUCUGUUUAACAGUCAUCCAAAAAUAUACAUAAACAAAAAAGUUUGUUAUGGGAAGAAAAGGUAUAUUAAAAGCACCCUUUUCAGUUGCAACUACAACAUUUAACUCUUAAUCUGAGGUGAGGUAGCAACACAUGGGGGUAGGGGGGUUGGAAGACCUCUGUGGAAAAAAAAUGGUCUCACCUAAUUUUUUUCCAAGUUCACCCCCACCUCCAACCCCACCCCCAUGGUGUCUGUAGGUGUCUGCUGUUUAAGUUUGUAAACUCCGUCAACCUUUUGCAUUCAUCUCUAUCCACACAAGAACAUACGUAUUUAUACAUGAAUGUGAGAAAUUAUUUUCACAAAGUUUUGGGAGGGAAGAUUUGACAAGUGAAAGAUCAAACAACUUUGGCAGUUGUAAAAAGUAACCCGGAAAAAAAAAAUUAGUCUUGAAUGGGAUUCAAACCCAUAUUAUAAAGUUUUUAUAUUUUUACCACCAGAUCUCCACCUGUGUAAGAAAGUAGUAAAUUAAAUGUAUCAAAAUUACAAUGUCAAAUGCGGACUAUCGGUUGUCCCUGGGAAAGAUGCUGAUGAUCAGUGUCCUUAUAUAUCCAGCGUGCAAAGAAAGUAGUCUCCAAUAGCCCGGGGCUAGUGGAUUUUGCUAUUGGGCUAGUGAAUUCUGUUUUUAACUUGCCCGACGGGCAAGUGUUUUUUGAGGAAUUCGAAUGACAGAAGAACUGUGAAAUCAAUUCUGCUAGUCAAAAAGUUUUUGGGGCUAGUUGAAAUGAAUGCUAGCUUCAGCUUGCCCGAAUGGCAGGCUGUAAAAAUGAUUUUCUUUGCACCCGGAUAUCAAUCAUGCAAUAAUUUCUUGUGAAGUGAGUUUAUAUUUUUGUCGGAAUUUGCUGUAAUUGUCCCUUUGCUAUAAGUCUAUCAAGUUUGGUGGUUGGUGUCCUCCUUGAUAUCAUCCAAAGGGACGUCAAGGUGCAUUGUGGGUUUCCAGGUAACCGAUUUUACAACCUCGCAAGUGAAUCCUAUGAGCCUAUUUGCUUUAAUAUCUGUCGGUUUGGUUUUUUUAGCGGCCGUUUUGGGAGUCAAUAAGUGCUUUUUGUGAUGAAUUUCGAAGGCAAAAGUAAUUUUAAGAGAAAAUGUAAGCAAUUUGGAUCAUUAGCUUAAAGAUAUGAGUAAAAAUGGAGGUAACAAACAGGGUGUUCAUUAGGCAUCAAGGAUUGGAGAAUUGUCCUUUUGCUAUGGAGAAUUCUCCAGCUAACGUUCGAUAGCCUACAUGACUAAUUUUUACUCAGACAUUGAGCCUGUUUCAAACUAUUCUCCUGUAAUACCUUUCUCCUACUACUAGAAUUCUUAAUGAAAACCCCGAACAAAACACAUGUUUUGCGUCCCAGUCUGUACCAUAUCAGCUUAGUUGGGCAUCAGUUCUUUACAUGCGAUGAAAUGAGUUUAUUAAAGCUGGACUAUUUACUGUCAAAACACCAGUCACUCUCCUGAAAACUAUCUUUGAAUUUAUGUUUCAUGGGGCUCGAUCAGCAUUAUACAGGGAGUGCCGGCAGAAGUGCUAGGGAAAAUGCUUUAAAUAAAAUAUUAUCACAAAACACAUAGCAUGUUGCCACAAACCAUACCUUGAACUCUAAGGAACGUUACACGGUUUGAACGAAUAUAACCUCUUGUAAGAGAAUACAACACUAGUAUAACUUACCUCACUUGAAUAUAAUAAAGCUCAGAAUGAGCACUUAAUUUACAAAUAAAUAAAAAAUGACCCGGCAAUAGGAAGUCCUGAGUUCAAUUCUUGGCGGAACUUAUUUUUCUUUUUCUCUUUUUUUUUUUCCUUUUUGUUUAGUGUAUUGUUUGGUUUUUGUAGUUUUGUAUUGUUUCUUUAUAUAGCAAAAAAAUUUUUCAAUUUAUAAAUUUCCUUCCCUAUUUCCCUCUCUUCCGACUUCUUGCUGUUCCCCCGAAGUGCUUCACGAGGUCCUGCGAUUCAUGUAUUUCUAGUAAUAAUUAUUAUUUUAUGAUUAACAGGUGGAGCGGAUGAUGUUGCAGAGUUCUGGAAAAAUCCAGGUGCGUUUAUUCUAAAGUGUUAUUUUUAAACUACCAUUAGCUAGUUGCCAGUGACCGUGUGUGUAAAAUAUGACUGAACUUAUUAACAAGACAUUCACUUUUUGACACUUGCCAAGGUUACAUGUAUUAUCUGGAGAGAAUAAUUAUUAUAUAUCAGUCAAUUCCAUCCAAGGGGAAAAAAUGCUAAUGGGGGCUGGGCACAGCUGGAAUUGAGUGAUUCAUUAAAGUUUAACUCUGCUGAGUCAGUGUACCUUGAUUCUUAAUCAAUAAUAAAUACAGUGUAAAGUAAUAUUUCAGUUACACCCCGUAGGAUGCUCUUUGUUCACGAUUAGUUGUGAGGUUCAUCUUAAGUAUUAGCAUUUUGUAGGUUAUAUUUUGAAACAUUUCAAUCUGGCCCGCAGUCUUAAUCUCAUUAGUCUUAUUUACCAAUCUUCUCUGUUGAGACACUUUUCGUAGAGAAAUCAUUAACUAGUGAAUAAUACCUGUAGUUAAUUAACCAGGUAGAGAUUUAGGUAACUCACUCGAUGCAAAGUGAUGCAAAGUGAAGUAGCCUCUUUUAUCAUGUGCAGGAGUUUCAGUGAUUGGGAAUCUGUGUUUAUUUAUUUAUUGACCUUCUUAUAUACAUAUACACCACUGCUCCUUUGAGAUAAGGUGAUGCAAUUCAGUGUUAUGUUUUGAGCUGAUAUUUCUGCCUGUUAUAUAUUUUGUAGGAUUCACAAGAGCCAAACUUGUGCAAAAUGGAACAACGUCGUUUUUAGCUACAGUUGUUUUUUCAGACCAUCCGCUGGGCAGUAAAAUGGACAGCUUACUUAAAAUAUUGGACAGUCAAGUUGGAUGCAUUGAUGGCGAAGGUGCUGUGUUGGAGGGUAUUCACUGUGAGGUGGGGCACAACAGGUCUAUUAAAACAAUAAGGUUAUGUUUUGUCAUUUUUGUCUUAAUUCUUCAUUUUUUUCUGUUUUAUACAAAUAGGGAAAAAUAUGUGUGUUUCAAGGAUAAAGUUACUGUCAGUGUAGUCGUAAAAUGUAGUUGUAAUAAUUGGUCAUUCAAACUUGUCUCUAGGCAGCCACUUUGAAGGAAAAAAUUAGGGCAGAAUCCACCAGGAAAUUGAGUAAUUUUAAUUCUCAGUGGACAAAAAUCUUGUACCACAAUAAUUUAAAGAAUAUUGCAUCAUUUUUUACAUUUUCCAAGGCGUAAAGAUGUAAUUACCCUGUAGUCAUCUGUAAUAACACCAAAGAAAAUUUCUGAUGGGAGCCGGAGAAAAUGGAUGUCAAAUUUCACAAGAAUUUUGAAAACACAGGCAAACUUCUGAAAAUCUCAUGUGUAGGAUGCAAUUUUGGUUAUUUUCAUGCAGGGACCUAUAAUCACAGAUCUUGGAGCAAUGCCUCAAAGUUAUAAUGAGAUGACAUGUGAGGAGUUUGAAGAGCUCCUUAACAAGAUCGCAAAUUUGAAGGUCAUGACAAUCAGUCCACAUGCAGAAGCAGCUGUGAGUCAAAGCAGGAUAAAAUGUCUGUUAAAUAGGUGAAAGUGAAAAAAUGCUUAAGCUUCAUCAAUCCCAAGAACAAUAAUAAAAUUGAUUACUUGUUAUUGAGUUUGUCAUAGUUGAAACUCAAAUAUUUUGAUCCUUUGGGGAAAUAAACAUUGAUUCAAAUAUUGACAGGUAAAAGGAAAAAGUGUUUGUGUUUGGCUGGGCAAAGUAAAUCAGUUUUGUUUGAAAAAAAAAUCAUGUUUAAAAAACUGUGAUUUAAUCAAAAUUUAAAUACCACUUAUUACAAUGUAUGAUUGUGAAAUUGGAUUCAAUGCAUGAUAUAUUAAUAUUAAGAUUCAAACUUUUUCUUUCCUUAGUGACUUCCUCCAGUAUUAAUUACAGUAUACUGGUAUCUUCAAACAGAAAACAAGACACCAUGUGUCUGCUAUGACAGGAAAACAACUUAAUUUGAUCCAAAACUAUAGUGGAUCCCUGAUAAAACAAGCACCUUUUUGAUAAGAAUGACUUCAAUGUAACAAAAAGUAUGCUUCACUCCACUGAUGAUGGUCUGACACAAUAUCAAACAUAACUCUAUUUAGUCAGAAAAUAAUAUUGUCUGUAGGCAUCCACCUUAAAUCUCAAAAGCCAGCUGUUCUGAAACCAGAACUAGUGGCUGUACACUAAAGCCAAAUGCGUACCUGUCUAAAACCAAAAGUGAACCCAUGGUCCCAUGGUACUUUGUUUAUUAGGGACCCUCAACCAAGAUAGAGGCCCUGCCAGGGGGGGCUCCCAUGUCGCUCGUCUGAAUUUUAAAACGUCUCGUGUCGGUGUUUAUUAAUGCUUCACGUCGCUGUCAGAAAUUGAACGAAAAUUCUUUGUCUUUGUCGGAAUUUUAGAAAAGGGGGAUAGCGAUGGGUUUUAAAGAAACCAUUACAGUUGAGCAAUUUCUCAGUUAACCUUUCGCGUAUAGAACACCUAUACAUCGCCAUUCACAAUUAAGGGUGUGUUCCUUUCGGUGAGUCCAGAAACGGAUUUGGAUCUUAAAACGGAUUUCAUGUUCCUUUCGGCAAAUCCAAAUUCGGAUUUUUGAUCUGGUGAAUCCUUUUUGAAAAAGGAUUCACAUUGGAUUUGAAAUCCGAAGAUUCCGAAUCAAGAUUAACGGAUUAGUCAUCUACGCUGUUCCAUUCACAGUGGAUUCGAAAUUAGUCAGAUGAUCCAGCUGUACUUCCAGUUGAAGUAUUCCCGUAGAGUUUCCUAAUUGCUGCCAUUUGCCGUAAAACAUCUGAAAACACUAGAAGAUUGUUCAUGGUGGUACAGUAAAAUGUCCAUGUGCUGACCAUUUGUUGCUAAAGAUUGCUUAAAAACACAAAUAUGUAAAAGGGACAAAUAUCUGCUAUCUUUCUACAAACUCGCUCUUGGACGCGAUAGGCACUCGAUCGUGUUACAUAGAAAACCGAGCUACGAAACGGGAUCAAACUGAGCCGACAACCUUUAGAUAAUUUUCAACUUUAACACGCUACUUUCUUGAUCUGUUUAUGUUCCAUCGUCGUUAUUCGAACUGCCGACCACAAAAUUCUGCACAGUAUAAUCGCAUAAUUUGUCAAACAGUAGAAAACAUGUAAUUUCUUGAGAGGCUCAGGCUGUCAUGCAUAUUGCAUGCAUUUGCGAAAGGUUACCAAGGUCACAAAUCCAAUUUCGGAUUUCACGUUCCUUUCGACCGCGAAAUCCGGCAAAUCUCGGAUCAGAAAUCCGUUUUUGGAUUCGCUUAAAGGAACACUGUCAGCACACCCUAAGUGAUCCACGUUCAACAUUUUAAGACUAACUGACCUGAUAAAUCGUACGUGAAGGCUGGUUAACGGUGGUCUACGCUGUGCGGUGUUUAGGUCACCUGGUCCCUGGUUUCUCCACCGUCGUCAUCGUCCGACAGAGGUCGACGAAGAUAUGAGAAGUUCAGAAACAAGCAAAGUAUUCACCAUUUUCACAUAGACCAUAAUUCACCUUGUUUACCCCCCCAAAACUUUGCAUAACCAUUGUUUUCGAUUUCUCUUGGGACGACUGUAAUACCCUGGAGAAUUUGGAAACAUUGGUUAUGCAAAAUUCUGAGGGGAAAAACAAGGUGCGUCAUGGCCUAUUAUGAAAGUAGUGAUUACAAGAGAUGUAAAGCGAGCGUAAAUUAAGCUAUUUGACGGACAACCUAGUCCCAAGGUCUCCCAGGAGUUGUGCGGGGUUGCGUAAAUAAAGACUACGCGACGGGCCAACGCGACGCGCUCGCGAGGGUCUACUGAAACUCCCUGACGAGAGACAACCUCUGAAGCGCAAGGAAAAUUGACGAAAAUUACUUCUUCUAGGCAUUCAGACUGGUGAUAAAUUAGCCAAACCACCGUUCUUUGUCGCAUAUUCUCAGCUUUGCCGUCACUGUCGCAAUUUGGCAGCGGGAGGUUGUCGCUUGUUGCCAUUUCAUUUUAGGCUCUGUCGCUACUUUUUGGGUCAUGUCGCUUGUCGGAAUUUACCCUGGCAGGGCCUCAAGAUAAACCAUUUUCAUAUGAAAAAAAUCAAGUUAUCGAGUGACAUAGACCAACAUGUAUGUGUCAGCAUAAUUUUGUUAUUGACUAUUGUUCUAAUUUUGUUUGCUAUCAGGGGUGUAGUUCCUGCCCUUGGCCAUGAUAAACAGGCUAGUGAGGAAGAAAUCAUGGCUGCUUUGUCUCUUAGUAAAAUCCAGCAAUUCCAUCUGACACACUUGUUUAAUGUCUGCUCAUUCCAUCACAGGUUUGUAUAUAUAGCCACAUAAACACUAUAUUAAAAAUGAUAAUUUAUAAACAUUGUACAAUUUUUCCCACGAGUCUGCACUUAAUUAGCCUGAAUUUCAUCCGAUUACUUUGAGUCGUUAAAUACUCCCUCAGUAACGACGUUGAGAGGAGAAAAUUUCAGGCUAGCUCUCAAUAAAAUACAAACUCAAAACUAUAAUCAAGACCCAUAUAAAAGGCUUUAGUUUGUAAAGAAUAAUAUUCUUACAUGACAUCUGCAAAUAGGUGGAGAUGGGCAUGUUUUAAGAGACAUUGAAAAUGUUAUUAAAUUUACAUCCAUAGAUCUCCUGGCCUAGUCAAUUUUGGACUUUUAGAUGAGUUACCAAACCUUCCAAAGUACAAAGGAAUAAACCCUCCAACAGUAGAGAUCAUAGGGGAUUUAGCCCAUGUGUAAGUGACUUUCUUUUUGCUGGAAUACACAAAGUUUGGUCUACAAAAUUAGAAAUAUAUUGUAAACAUACUUGUGAAUUUUUCAUGACAUUUUCAUUUUCAUUAAAUUAACUCUGUAUAAAUCAGCCAUAUUGCCUUACUUAACCUAUUGCCACCUGACUUGGCAUUUCUGUAGUGCUACCGACAAAAGAAAGCUUGAAUGGGUCCAAGAAAGAGCACUACACGCAGUUUUCCUAGAUAAGCAAUCAAGCUACCAAGCAUUGCUGGACAAAAGUGACCUAACGACUCUUCAGAACAGAAGACUGCAAGAUAUUGCUAUCCUUAUGUAUAAGGUGAAACACAAACUAUGCCCCAUCAAAAUAUCCGAGCUAUUUCACGCGCAUUGCUCACCCUACAACUUGAGGACGGCAGAGUUCGCCAUUCCCAGUUUUAGGACCAAUAAAAUAAUAUGGUAAACACUCGCUCACCUACCUGGGACCAAAGGUGUGGAAUAAGCUACCAAGCGAAAUCAGAACUCUCCCAUCAUUAUUUAGUUUCAAAAAUUGUAUUCGUAAAUUUGAUCUAGGUGUAAUGAUAGACAACGACAGUUGCUCCAAUUGCAUCCUUUGUAAUUCUUAAUCUUUUUAAAUCAAUUAUUUCAUUAGUUGAUAGUUAGUAGGUUUUUAACUAUAUUAUAUUGUUAGGUAACUAUAUUAUAUUGUUAGGUGUCCCCAGUUAGUAGAGGGGUUCUUAACCUCAUCGGCUAGACAUUCCAAGACACAUUAAUAAAGUUUUAUGUAUGUAUGUAUGUAUUUUCAGAGAUGCAACUGCCAUAUCAUUGCUAUUAAAAAGUCGGGAUUUUCAGAAUAUUGCUUUCAUAACUGAUUGCAUAUUAGAGGGUGUUCCUGGAAAAACAGUCAAUUACGGAGACAAACAAAGUAAGAUGCACUGAUAGUCAAUAAUGUAAUCACAUAAAAUACAGAGUCUGAAUGAAAUAAUGAGUUUGAAUUUAGGAAAAUAUUGAAAUGAAGAAAAGCUGCCUGUAAUGAUAAUCUUUUAAGGAUGAAUUCUACGCUGAAUAAAUAAAAUAACUGACUGAAUGAAAUAAAUGAAAUGUCUUGUAUGGGAGAACUACAUGUAGAGAUGUGUCCUCUUUCCUAGUCCUUCUAUGCCCUAAUGCUUCAAAACCCCAGCUGUCAAGUGACAAGUGUAAGUUAUUGCAUAUUAAUUAAGUAAUGAAAUAUUAGAUUAGAUAUUAUUAUAUAAUAAAUUUAUUACUUACAUUGCACAAAUUCAUGUGUAUAUUAUCAGAUGUUUGAACUAUCUUCACCCAGUGGGUAUUGUUCACAAACCUCCGCAUCUUUUCAAAUAAUAAGUUUAAUUUAAUAUAAUAUAUUUUGUAUCUUGUUGUGUGGAUAUAAGUAAAUAGACUUGAAAUUUGGCAAAGCAAGUAAAAAGUAUUUAGGAUCAAAAUUUCAAAAUGAAGGAAGUAAGUGUUAACAUUGCAAUUUACACAACAAACAGUUACAAGGUGUAUUUCUACAGGACUGAUCUGAUUGUUUGACAAACUGGAUGUUCCUACUGAUCAGUAAGAAAUCUGUCCAUUUUGAAAAUUGUUUAGCUGACAGUAGAGUUUUUUAUGUUGUUGUUGUUGUUGUUUCAGUACAGGUAUGUGCUAGUGGCUGUACUCUGUCAGUUGUAGGAACAAACACCUUGGCUGGAAGCUGCAACACUCUGCUUCAGACAUUUCACACUCUGGUGAAUACUUUUGAAGUCCCAAUUGGAAAAGCUGUGGCAAUGUUGUCAGAAAAUCCAGCUAGGUAGUUAGAUAUCAAAUGAAUUACUGCCAAACUCAGAAAACGGUGAACACCUGAAAUUUUUCAGGAAUUUUCAUUGUUUUAUGACCAAUCACAACAAAUUAAUACCGUAAAAUUCCGAAAAUAAGCCCCUCCAAAUAUAAGCCCCCCAAACCUGUAAUGCAAAAAACCCUCCGUUAAAUUGCCCCUCCAAAUAUAAGCCCCCCGGGGGCUUGUACUUGGAAAAUUGCCCUCAAAUACAAAGUAAAACAAAGCCAAAAUGGUAAAUUUACUUGCAACUAUAAGGCUAGCCCAAUCGAGUUUGAAACGCAAAUUUCCCUCCGUAGAUAAGCCCCUCCGAAUAAAAGCCCCUCCAAAAAUAAGCCACUCAAAAAGGGCCUUUGAAAAAUAUAAGCCCCGGGCUUAUUUUUGGAAUUUUACGGUAUCAGGGCAAGCGAGCAAGUCAGAGAACCACAAAAUGAUUACUGUUAAUUGUUACUUGCGGUUUUGUUUACUUACCGCUGAUUGGCUUUUCCUUUACAACAUAAUAGCAUUCUAAAACAUUCUUGGUCUUCACAGUUUUAUGAGUCUAAAAGUUUGAUCGCAAAGAUUGAAUCAUGCUCUAUUUAAGUUCAAAGAAUCACUGAAUAACAGUUAUAGUACAUGUAAUACAUCUGUCAUUAUUAAAUGAUAUUAAAGCAGCCUGAGACUACUACCAUGCAAAUAUGUUUGGUCAUGUGUAAAGAACAAUAUUGAACGACUAUGUAAAAGAGUUACUUGUAGUAAUAACAGUCAUAAACAUGUUAGUCAUCACAAUCGUUAUUGUAUUUAAUUACAAACUGAAAGCUUUGCUAAGUAAGAAUGUCUUGAGUGUUGACUUAGAUGUGUCAAAUAAUAAUUAUACAGGCAUUUCUAGUAUCAGAUGGUAAUGGUUUCCAUGACAUUAAUUUUUCGGUGUGGCAAACCCUCUUUAAGGUUAUAAUAUAAAUGACUUCAAAACAUAAUGUAUUUACUUUUAAGUUAAAGAAUAAUGUAAAUGGUUUGAAAGAGAUUACUUUACAAUGAUUGCAUCCAUCCUGACAAAUUUUUUUGUGUGUUUUAGAAUUGCCAAGAUUUCACACACUGGAUUGAUAGAAGUGGGAAAAAGAGCAGAUCUACUCUUAUUUGAUAGGGAGCUAAACCUGUUAAAUACUCUGGUCUUUGGCCAAGUUCUUUUCCAGCAAACCUAA
Porites lobata is the source of this 10077-nucleotide messenger RNA. The record is from the annotation of a GenBank genome assembly. NCBI's taxonomy places the organism in Eukaryota, Metazoa, Cnidaria, Anthozoa, Scleractinia, Poritidae.